UUUUUCUACCCACUCUAGUAACUUUUUCUUCAACUGGGCUCUUUCCCUUAGGGUCUCUGGCCCUGUUCUUGUCCCAGCAUGACUUUUAUCGGGGCGCCGUUGUGGAAGUCUCAGGCAGGAACCCUGCCCCCAUGGAGAGCAUCCCUCUGGUGACUCCAACCCUGCCACCAUGAAUGGGGUCUUGAUCCCCCAUACGCCCAUCGCAGUGGACUUCUGGAGCCUGCGCCGGGCUGGCACCGCACGGCUCUUCUUCUUGUCUCACAUGCACUCGGACCACACCGUGGGCCUGUCUAGCACCUGGGCCCGGCCCCUCUACUGCUCCCCAAUUACAGCCCACCUCUUGCAUCGUCACCUACAGGUAUCUAAGCAAUGGAUCCGAGCCCUGGAGGUUGGUGAGAGCCAUGUAUUGCCCCUAGAUGAAAUUGGACGAGAGACCAUGACAGUAACCCUCAUCGAUGCCAAUCACUGUCCUGGUUCAGUCAUGUUUCUCUUUGAAGGAUAUUUUGGAACCAUCCUCUAUACAGGUGAUUUUCGAUAUACACCAUCCAUGCUGAAGGAGCCAGCUCUGACACUGGGGAAGCAGAUCCAUACUUUAUACCUAGACAACACCAAUUGCAACCCAGCCCUGGUUCUUCCUUCCCGACAAGAAGCUGCCCACCAGAUCAUCCAGCUCAUUCGAAAGCACCCACAACAUAACAUAAAGAUUGGACUUUACAGCCUAGGAAAGGAAUCACUGCUGGAGCAGCUGGCCCUGGAAUUUCAGACCUGGGUAGUAUUGAGUCCUCGGCGCCUGGAGUUGGUACAGCUACUGGGCCUGGCAGAUGUGUUCACAGUGGAAGAGAACGCUGGCCGUAUCCAUGCCGUGGACCAUAUGGAGAUCUGCUAUUCCAACAUGCUGCAUUGGAACCAGACCCACCCUACCAUUGGUAUCCUUCCCACAAGCCGAAAAAUCCGCAGCUCCCACCCCGAUAUCCACGUCAUCCCUUACUCUGACCAUUCCUCCUACUCUGAGCUUCGUGCCUUUGUUGCAGCACUGAAGCCUUGCCAGGUGGUGCCCAUCGUCAGUCGACAGCCAUGUGGAGGCUUUCAGGACAGUCUGAGCCCCAGGGUCUCCGUGCCCCUAAUUCCAGACUCUGUACAGCAGUACAUGAGUUCUUCUUCUAGAAAACCAAGCUUUCUCUGGCUGUUAGAAAGGAGGCCAAAGAGGCAGAGGAGGCCAAAGAGGCAGAGAACCCAGGGUGUUGUAUUUGAAUCCCCUGAGAAAAGUGCUGAGCAGUCUCAAGCUGACAGAGACUUGAAGGCCAAGAAAGAGAAACUUUCUCCCCGGCCUGUGCAUCUUGAAAAGCAGCCCUCCCACCAUCCUUUGCAGAUGAAGAAGCAGUUGUUCCCAGACCUCUGCAGCAAAGAAUGUGAUGAGGCAGUGCCUUUCUGUGAGUCCCAAAAGAGGGUGACUAUGUUGACUGCCCCACUGGGAUUUUCAGUGCACUUAAGGUCUACAGAUAAGGAGUUUAUCUCUCUAGAAACCAGGAAGGACACUGGUUUAGGGCCCCCCUUGGUACCCAUGGGAGCUGAUGGAGGUCCAGAAGCCAGAGGGAAUCAGAGCCCCUGGAUGGGCCAUGGUUCUCCCCUGUCCCACAGCAGCAAGGCCACCCCUCUUCCAGCUACCGAAUUCAGGGGUCUAGCACUCAAAUACCUUCUGACUCCAGUGAACAUUUUCCGGGCAGGGUAUUCUUCCAGGAACUUUGACCAGCAAGUAGAAAAAUUCCAUAAACCUUUGCUGAAGUACAGACUGGAGAGUACAGAAUGACAACCUUGUCUGAGCCCACACUGCAGUUUUGAAGAUAGUAACUGAUGGCUGGUGGGAAAGAGUUUGUUUUGGGAACCUACUUUUCUAUCUUUAGAGGACCCUUAUGAGCCCACCCUGGAGUAGCACUUCCGAAAACUCGUUCACUGGGGUCCUCGUGCCUAUGGAAUCCUUCCUUUUAUAAUCGAUUAUGUUUAAGAAAUACUUCUUGCUAUAAAAUCUUUGGAGUAUGCAUGAACACAUUUUAGAAGACCUACAGUAACUUAAUCUGUUUAACCUUGUUUAACCCAAUAUUUCUCAAACUUGUGAACAAGCAUUUAUCUCUUUCUGCACCCACAUAAGAGGAUGUGGGUGCAGAAAGAGAUAGAGUCUGAAUCAAAAGAAACAGUUAUUCCUGUUGCUGUUUUGUGGUGUCAUGUGCCAUUCUCCAUGUCCCCGUCUCUCUCUUCUCAGAUCAAACUCCCUAGGUAGUUCUGUUUUUAAAAUUAUGAACUAUAGUGCUACAUGCUUCAAUCCUGAAUGUCACUGACUUCCCGUGACCUCCAUCCAAAUAAUUUCCUGUCUCUGCCUCUGGGAGAGAACAGGAAAAGAUGAAGAGGCCUUGGAACAGUAGUGAAAAUUUUACCUCCAUGUCCUUCUUGAGGAUGUGCAGUUAGUCAAGAACCCAGCUGAACGUCAAGGCUAUGGGUCUGAUGAGAUUGCUGGACCUGGAGGCCCUAUGUGGCUGAAACAGAGUUACAAAAGAUAAGAUGCGUUGUCAGAUAGUCCUCCAGUUCACAUAGCUGGGAUAUUUGCUGCUCCCCCACCCCUUGGAUUGAGUAGGGAGCCAGAGCACAUAGCCUGUUUGUUUCAGUAACCGAGGAAGAGACCAAGGAGCCAGCUGGCGGGAAGGAGUUGGGGUGUGCAGUCUGCCCUGUCCUGCUCAUAACCUGACAAAGUGCCAAACUAGUAAGCAGGAUAACUGAUACCACAGCUAUGAGGUAAUAGGCUUUAAGGGGGCGUGGACUUGUGGAGCUGGGUAUGUGGAUAAAAAACUGCUUCGGGAUGGAACCUUGAGCCCUAGCAAUGAAGAAGUUUCCGUUUCUUGUCAGGAUUCAAGAGUUUUCUGCUUUGAGAGAGAGAAAGUUUAGAAAGCAACUGCUCUUGGGAAAGCUGUACACAGCUCUGUUUUGUCAAUGACCUUUGUUGAAGUCUCCCAGGGUCCUAUUAGGAGCCACAGUAGGUGAGGCAUUUGGUGCAGCAGGAAACAUGGGCACUGCCUAGGCUUGAAUUUGUGGCACCCUGAGCCGUUGGUGAAAUUGUGGAGCCUAAUUCCUCAUCUGUAAAAUGGACUUGAGAUGACCAAAUUGAUAAAAUUCUCCUAGCUCAGUGUUUGCCUUAUGAUGGGUCUUUCGGAUGUUGGUUCUCUUUAGUUUCUGGUUCUUCAAAGAAAUUAUUCUGCACAUAGCAUAAGAAACUUUGAAAAUCAUAAAAAUAUAGAGAAAAAUUUUAAUUGUGGAUCAAUUGAUAUGCUUCUAGUUUUUUUCUGUGCAUGUAGAUGUAUUAAAUAUGUAAAUGCUUUUCAAAGUUGGGGUAAUACUGUGUAUUAUUUUAUAGCCUACAUUUUACUUUCUUAAUAUCUUAAGCAUUUUACUCAUUAGAUAUUAUUCAAAAAUGUCAUUUUUAAUAUUUUAUAAUACCUCAUCGAGUAUUCCUUAACUAAAUAAGCCAUUCCCAUAUUCAACAUUUUGUGUUGAAUUUUUAAAAUUGCAUAUAUUAUAAUGAACAAUCUUAUGCA
Callithrix jacchus (white-tufted-ear marmoset) is the source of this 3581-nucleotide messenger RNA. RefSeq names its product DNA cross-link repair 1B (gene DCLRE1B). Gene Ontology annotation, molecular function: 5'-3' DNA exonuclease activity; damaged DNA binding. Lineage: Eukaryota; Metazoa; Chordata; Mammalia; Primates; Cebidae. The record is from RefSeq and is a predicted model, not a curated record. Gene Ontology annotation, biological process: telomere maintenance; interstrand cross-link repair; double-strand break repair via nonhomologous end joining.